AUGUUGCUGAGCGAUUGUAAGAAAUACUUCAACACCGAGGACUUGUAUGAAAUUCUACGAAUUGAAAGGACAGCAACUGUAAAGGCUUACUAUAAACAAUCCAUGAAAUGGCAUCCCGACAAGGCUGAUUCCUCUGAAGAUGCGACGAAGGACGCUACCGCCAAAUUCCAGAUAAUCACAAGAAUCUACAGUAUCCUUUCCGACAAAGAGAGAAGGACCCUCUACGACGAGUCAGGAAUUGUUGAUGACGAAAACGUACUGAGUGAUGAGGAGAGCAUAAAUGUUUGGAGACAGGUAUUCAAAAAAGUAACAAUCGAAGACAUCAAGAAGUUCGCUGCGCAGUACCAAGGAUCCGAAGAGGAAGAGAACGAUAUUGUUGUGGCUUACAACUCGUGGAAAGGAGACAUGACAAUGAUAAUGAACUCAAUUAUGUGUUCUACAUUUGAAGACGAACCGAGGAUCAAGGUUUGUUCAGCUUAUGCUCAUAUAACUCAUCUUCAGGAAGGUGAAGGUAAUCUGCAACAGCUCAUUCUCAAACGACAAGCUGAACGCGCUUCCGGUGCAGAUUCCUUUCUCGAUAAUCUGGCUGCGAAGUAUGGCGCAAAGACGAAGCGAUCGAAAAAAUAG
Haemonchus placei is the source of this 627-nucleotide messenger RNA. The record is from the annotation of a GenBank genome assembly. NCBI's taxonomy places the organism in Eukaryota, Metazoa, Nematoda, Chromadorea, Rhabditida, Trichostrongylidae.